Molecule: messenger RNA, 966 nt
Organism: Ornithodoros turicata
Lineage: Eukaryota; Metazoa; Arthropoda; Arachnida; Ixodida; Argasidae
Exons: 1
Coding region: 1-966 (321 amino acids)
Source: RefSeq, a predicted model, not a curated record
AUGGUCCUCCCUGGCACUUCGGCCGCGGCCGUUACCCAUGAAGACUCGACAGUUUCCCUCCGCCUUCCACCAUUUCGGAGUCAAGACCCCGAACUUUGGUUUGCGCAGGUUGAGCGCCAAUUCGACGCCCGGUAUAUCACAGCGCAGUCUUCCAGAUUUGGCCACGCCGUUAGCGCCCUUCCAGUCGAAAUCGUUGCUGAGAUCCGUGAUCUUAUUCUCAGUCCACCAGCGCAAGCUCCGUAUGACACGCUAAAGCGCGAGCUCCUUGAUAGAACAGCGCUCUCCAUCCAUCGCCGCUUACAACAACUGCUGGGCGCAGAAGAACUGGGCGCCCAAAAGCCUUCACAGUUACUUCGCCGUAUGAGGCAGCUUACGGGAAGCACUCCACUUGACCCCGCUAUUAUGCAACAGUUAUUUCUUCAGCGCCUUCCAUCCGACAUACGCGUUGUUCUAACAGCUGCUGAUAAAAUGUCGUUGGAUGAUCUUGCCCACCUUGCCGACCGCAUCCUCGACUUACGUACACAAUCUUCCUCGGCAUCCCACCCACUCUGCGCUUCGCGCGCUGCGCCUUUCCUCCAUCCGUCUCAGCCAGCUGCCCUGUCUAUCCCCGAAUCUGCCGUUCAGCUUGUCGCCACAGACCUCACGACGACUGUCAACAGCCCGCAGUGCGGCGUAAAUCGUCUGACUGAGUUGGUGACAGGCCUGACUACCCUUGUGGUACACGCAACCGCGUCACGUCACCGCUCACCAUCUCGCUUUCGCUACGUGGCCGUCAAUCCCGCACUCGCCAUUACUCGCCACGUCGAUACCGCUCGCCGUCACCAGCACAAGUUCCUCACCAGCACAACUUCCGCGCCGUUACCAGCACAAGUUCCCUUCUGCUGGUAUCACCGCACCUUUGGUGCGCACGCCCGCCAGUGCCAACCACCAUGCUCGUGGGAGGGAAACGUUCCCCCCAGCACCUGA